This is a messenger RNA of Porites lobata, 8185 nucleotides long. The record is from the annotation of a GenBank genome assembly. NCBI's taxonomy places the organism in Eukaryota, Metazoa, Cnidaria, Anthozoa, Scleractinia, Poritidae.
UCUAUUGUACUCAACAGUGGCUUCUUAGUUGCAUUUUUGUCUCUUCGGCACAUGGAGAAAAAUAAUGGGCAGCUUCCACUCUUCAAUUACUAUUUUCAUCGAUUUUGGAGGUGAGUGAACAGUAGACAUACUCUCCUUUUUUGUUCAGGUAAAAUUUGCGCAUCCAGCAACAUGUGUACAUUCAAAAGUAAUGUUGGUGUGCUUUGCUCAAAAAAUUGGAGAAUUCUUGAGAAAUUGCCCCUGUCAGUGGUGGUGGAGCGAAAUAAAAAGUGGGGGCGCUGAAAAUAAAAUUGGACCUUCCAUUUUUUUCACCCCCUCCUCCCCCAAAAUAAGCAAUAAAAGGCGGCCUCUGUCUUUUUUUUUAAGACGCCAACAACAUUUUGGAGCCCUUGGAUGCAAUUGUCAAUGGUGCCCACAAUAAAAACUAUAUAGGAGAGCCUUCCUUGGGGGGGUGGGGGGGGGGGUGCAGAUAAACAAAAAGAAAUGUCCCAAUCCAACUGGCUACGUAUGUUGUUUCUUGUUUUGAACAGACGAGUUGACUUUUACUUGAACUUUCCAAAAUAGUUUUUUAAGUCCUUAUGAGUUAUUUAUUAUUCUGACUUUGGGUUGCUGGUGUCUGCAAGGUUAGUGGAGCAGCGCAAUGCUCAAGCAUGAGGGUAGGAACCCUGGGAGCAGCCCCCACAAGGCACCAUCACACUCAACCACUUGGUAGAAUACUUAACCACUAAUACUUACCUAUAACCACCAAUACUUACCUAUAACCCAUUAUUUAAAGAAGGUGGGGUUGGGAGAAACACAACACUAAAACUGCAUGCAAGUAACAAUGCUAUAAGCAACUGUGUAAAACAAGACACCAUAUAAUUGUAGUGGGGAAAACUGCUAAUCAGCUUUGGUUCGAGGUUAAAUUACUUUUAGUCAUUAAAACAUGAAGUUAGUGAUGCUAGUUAUAACAAUAUUAAAAUUUAGUUAAUAUUUUGAAUAGAGUCAUGUCUUAAGUAUGGGGGAUAUGAUUGUCCACCGGGGUGAGUGUAGCCUGCCCUACCAAAACAGGGUUUCUUGGUUGCAGUCCCUGCUGUGCUUUUCACAUCAUUUACCAGAUGUUGCAAAAGUCUUCCAAAUUUUGUCUGAACAAGCUCAGGUUAUGAAGAAUCAGCCAUGUGAUUUUAGCCAAUCAGAAACAGGGAAAUAUUUUGAAUGAAUUGAUAAUGAUGAUGAUGAUCUUAACAAAUAUAAAUAAGUACGAGUGAGUAGUAGCUCUUGGUCAAUGUUCCUAACAAUUAUUACUUGUAUUACUGAUACUCCACAGAUUGACUCCAACAUACAUGUUUGUUUUGCUGUUUUGGGACAAACUGACAGUAUUUCUUGGUGAAGGCCCUUAUUGGCUCAAUUAUCAGUCAGAUGAAGCUUGUGACAAAUACUGGUGGUCCAAUCUGCUCUACAUCAACAACUUUUAUCCUACACAAUUUGGUGCUUCGGUGAGUUUUUGACAUUAUUGUUUUAUUGUUUUUUUGGACAAAUAUUUUUUUGUUAGGUCAGUAUUUCACAACAGAAAACUUGUGUAUUUCGUUUAUUACCAGCAGCAUAAAAUGUAAAUAUGAAAUUAACUGUCAUGUUAACAUCAUAGAUGAGAGGAUAACAUUGCAUGUCCUCUUUACAUACUUUUAUAUUAACAGUUAGCUUGGACGUCAGGAUACAGUGGUUCAACUGUCUGUAGCUAGUGGUGGAGUUAUAAUGGCAGAAGAGGUUGACCACACCACCCGAAGCAACUUCCCCUAUUCUUUUUAAACUGUAGUGUAGGUGGUCCAUACCUCUUGUCUCUUGUACCUUGCAUUCUCAGCUACCCCCGUCUUCUCUUGACAUCCACCCUUUAGCCUUUAGUUUCCCCUAUCUCUCCUGCUUCACUGUAGAACUCCCAUCUUCUGCCCUUUCCUCUCCUGUGCCCCAUACCCCUCCUGUCCCUAUUCCCCCAGUCCCCCACCCCCCCCCGCCCCCCUUGUCCCACUAGUGUGGGUUCUGUAUCAAUUCCUUAAAAUUAGCUAAUAAAAGAACGAUGCAGGAGAAAAUGCCAAUCGCUUUAUGUCCAAUGACGUGAUUAUCUGAACUAGACAAUGUCUUUAUCAACCACUUUUUUAAAGACCCUUGUUUAUGGUGAAGCUGGGUUUUGAAUCUAGCCUCCUGCUCAAAAGUCUGGCGCUUAUCCAAUUCAGCUAAACUGGGUGGCAGUAUCAUUUGCAACCUAAUAUCAAUGUGCUUUUCUCCACACUAGCUUUUGUGUAUUCCUUGCUUUGCGGAUGAGGUGGUUGUUUUUAAUAGUCAAACCCCCUAUGGUUACUAAUAUUAUUAAGAACAUUUUGUUUAUUAUCUCCACCUUUGUGUCUCAUAAAGCAAUUUGGUUAUAAGCAAGAAUUCUUUUUUUUCUGUGGCAUUUCAAAUGAUUUUGAUUUCUCUUUUCAGUGUAUGGUAUGGGCUUGGUACCUCGCUAAUGACAUGCAGUUCUACAUAAUUGCUCCCGCCAUCCUUUUUAUGGCAUACAGGUAACGUGUGUGACCGGCUACAUAUAAAUCAUAGUUCACAUUUCUAUAGUUAGUGCAGUUAAGCCUCCAUUAAACAGCUACCUAUUAACUGGCCACCCUCUAUUAAGCGAAGUCCGAAAAUAAUUGUACAAUAGAAUUGUAAGUUAAAUCUCUAUGAAGUGAUUUUGGCCGUUCCAAUGAGAGUUUUCCUGUCAUUUUGUCCUCUGUUAAGUGGCCAGGUGAUAACUGAUUGUGAACCUGUAAUAACAUUAGCCUGCGUAGCAGGCGCUUGGAAGUAGCGGGGCACAAGAGAAAAUGGGGGCGCGCGAGGGAGACACGUAUCUCCUUCUCACGCGCCUGCUACACAGGCUAUAAUAACAUUUCAGUUACAGACAUUGCCACCUUAGUCUAUGUACUGUAGCGUCGCUGUUGCAAAGUAUGAAUCUGGGGGUUAGUUAUCCUGAGGGUGGCUGCUUAAUGGAGGUUUAACUGUACCCAAUUUAAUACUUGAAAUAAGAAAUCUACCGUAAAUGUAAAUCCAGUUCGUUAUCUUGUAUUACGAUAAAUUACAUGGAUUCUUUAUACUAGUGACAAUUUCCUGUUUCCUUUUUUUUUUAGCCUUUGAAUAGGCUGUCCAUUUGGGGGAAGCUUGGGGGAAGGAGGCUAAAAAUGGUGAGGAGGUGGUGAAAGAAGAAAUGGAAGUGGGGAGGUUGGGGAAGGUGGGAGAGGCUGCCCUGCCCUUUUCCCCUCCCCAGCUUUAUUUGCAGCUCCUCGCUUGACUCGCUUUGCUUGCAGAUGUUUUCCCCCUUUUCCCAUUUAGGAGCCAAGACUCACGCUGUACUUUUUCCUCGUUUCUAACAAGGAAAAUAAAAAUAUUUAUAAUCCCACCAAUUCAAAAAAUAUUUAUUACUACUUGGUAUUUUAUACCACUCAAAUAGCAUCUAAAACAAGUACGAACAGAUGGUAAUAUUAGAGAAGUUAAUCUGCUUAAACCAGUUCAAGAAAUGUCUUAAGACUAUAGCACAGCUCAUCAUUUGGAAGGCCACAUACCUUUUACUCGCGUAUGCGCAAAGAAUUUUCACUUUACUGGCACCUUGAAUUUUUCUAAACAAUACAUCCACGAGUUGGCCAUAGUUAACUUUGAUUCUUAUUAGAUGUUAUGCAUAAUAGUUUGUAAUUUUCAAAUUUGUAAGGAGGAAAGGAAUUCUUUACUUUUAAAUUGUAAUUUGUGAUUUUAAACAAGUGGGGGUAUACAUUUCAACUAGUUUUGUAAGCACUGAGCAAAGAAAACUUGAAUCUUAUGGUUAGGUAAAAUCGAUUCUAAUAUAAUGCUUUUGUUUUGUUAGGUUUCGUCUUGUAGGAAUGCUGAUAAUUGUUGGUGUGCUUAUGGGUGCCAGUUUUAUUACAACAGCCAUUAUAUACGCUCACUAUGACCUUGCAGCCGUGUUGUUAGGUGCGAAAGCACAAGCUAACAGGUAAGAAUUGUCAAGAGGGUUAAUCAUCCUUGUCACCCCAGAAAUGUUCAUUUUCUUAGGCUGCCCAUUUAGGCACCGAAUAUUUUAUCCUGUUGCAUUUAACUGAAUGUCAUUUUGACUGGUAGCUGCGUAUAUCAUUUGUUUCAACGUCUUGUCUACUGGUUUUUCUAAACAGCAAUUUGGAAGGCGGAGAAAGCUUUGUAUGGGUGUAUAAGCAAGCAAGCAAGCAAGCUCCCCUGGGGAGAACACUCCCGUACCCCUGGAGAGAUUGCUCGCAGGUUUACGUUUGGGGUGCCAUAUUGCAUUUUUAAGACAUCACACAGGCAUCCAUACAUAAACUAUUCUAAAAAAUUAGGUCAAUAAAUGGUUCAUCUGAAAUGAUAUUGUAAUGCAUCUUUACUGUUACGAGAUAAGUGAAAGGUUUAAAGGGACAGGUUCACGGUUAAGCGGAUGCUCAUUAAUUAAAUUGCUUUUUUCUAAUUUAUUAUUAAUUCUAUCCGCGGUUAAUAAUCCUACUCACAUGUAUCACAGCGAUCUCAGAGUGUAUUUCAAAGAAGAAGUGUAUUUCAGAGUAACCUGAAGUAGGAUGGAGGAGUACUAAAAUCGCAGAAAAAAUUAGUGGAUUAUGCCAACACUACCAACGUUGAAUUUAUUGUUGACCCGAAGGUUUUAUUCCAUGGUUGAUUAAUUUAACGCUAUUCGCAAGCAUGUAAGUUGGUCAAGUGCAAGUGACUGUGCAGAUUGGUUCUUUGACAACAUUAUGACAUGAUCAUAUUGCUUGCAUAGACAAUCCAGCAUGUCCCGGCAGAAAAACAGCAUUUUGAUAAAUGAGCAUACGCUGAACCGUGAACCUGUCCCCUAAACAAAAUAAAGGAAAGCAUAAAGGUGAAGUAUAGACAUUGCCUAUCCCUCCCCGAAUCUGACAGGGGUUCAAGUCUUUUGAACAUGUUCUUAACAUCCGUUGGAGCUGUGAACGCGUUGCGACAAAAGUUUCUCUUAGGUGCGUUCUCACUUCCUAUCCACGUAGCCUUUUCCCAGAUACUAAAUACUUACUGAUAUGGUUCCUUGCUAGACCGUCUGUUCAGAACCCCCUAUUUUUCCCCUCUGGGAGGGGUUCGGUUUCCCUCCUUCUACCGCUAUAAUUUCCGACACUCGCCCCCAUGGUACUUUUGAAACCAAGGUGGUCACUCGUUUCACUAAGCGCUUGAUAUCAGCGAUCUGUGAACAGUCCACCUUGCUACCCUGACCAUCUCUGGGAUAAAAUAAAUCCAAUAUCGUGUCAAAAAAGACUUUGCGAAUACCAGGUCAUAUGCGAAUAAUUUUGUUGUUGCAGGGCCAAAGGUGUAGAUUCAAUGUCUUUGACUUAUGUGAAACCUUACUGUCGCAUUGCACCGUACCUUGUUGGUAUGCUGUUAGGGUACAUAAUUUUACACUUUAAGGACUGGAAGAUGUCCAAGGUAACAAGUUAAUACAUACGUACAUACAUGACUUAUUUGUUAACGCAGGUCAGAUUACAUUAGCCUAUGAAAACAGCCGACAUUUUCCGACGCCACCUCUGGUUUCCCCGCGUAAUGACGUGUGAGAAACGAACACAGAAAUUCCAUUCUGAUGACUUGUCAUUACCCAGAUUGGAUAGUGCUUCUGAUUGGUUGGAAAUUUGCUUCGUCCAGUCAUAAGCAAUACCCAAAUCUGGGGGUGACGCAUCAUCAGUAUCGAAUUUAUGCAGUCGUUUCUCAGACGUCAUUUCGCAGGGAAACUGGUGGUGGCGUCGCUGUUUUCUCAGGCUAAGGUUAGACAAAGUUAGUAGAGGACACCGGUUAUUAAAGCUGGUAAAAUCAGAGAUGAAAACAACGGUGGAAGUUCCUUGACCGUGCGCAAUUAAUGCGGUGUUUUUUUUUGUCAGUAAGUUCAAAAUGAUAGGAAUGCUAAUGAACGUUGUGUACGGCCUGGUCCAAAAAAGCGAACAAAAACAUAUAACAAAGAAAUCUGUCAGGCUUCAUAAGCAAGGCAAAUGUGCUGAUGUGGUGUACUUGCAGUACAGUAAACACCAGCUUAUGAGAAUGAGCGGAUUAAGAAUAUCAGUCUGAACUUUGGCUAAUAAAGCAGUGCCAUAUUUAUAAGAACCAAUUCAGCUAUGUUUUUAUAUAAAAAAAAUUAAGAGAAUGCCACGAUAGGAAACCAAUACAGUGUCUCAGAUUAAAGUACUAUGGUUUGCUGGCUCAUACGAAUCAUUAUACGUUUCUGGGAAACUGCCCACCUACCCCUCCCUUAAUCGAACAUUUUUCCCUACGUGAGAAGUAUGUGUUAUUGUGGACUUAAAGGAGGGGUAGGUGGGCAGUUUCCAAGAAACGUUUAAUCCCAUACAAACUCAGGGACUGCUGGUUUUGAGAAGCAAGAAAUGUUAUGAAAUGUUAAAACUACUUGGUUAUGACUACUCAUAUUAUUAAUAGUAUUUUUUAAUUUGAAAUUUAUUUUUUAGUGUAAGUAAUAAAACAUGGUAAACACAACCAGGUUCCUAAAACUGGUAAGCUGACUUUCUUCCUUUUCCAAGGUGCGUACAUAUAUGUUCAAUGUUGCUGGGUGGUGUGUUGCAAUCGCUCUGGCUUUAUCUACACUGUACGGUGAAUACAGUGCUGUGAGAAAGAACAAUCCAAAGCCCUUCAAUCGCGCCGGAAAUAUCAUAUACGGGACCUUCUCACGCUGCGCGUGGGGCUUGGCACUAGCUUGGGUGAUUUUUGCAUGUCAUCGCGGGCUCGGAGGUAGGUGUCAAUUUGUUAGUCAGACUUGAGUUGGUAGCAGUCGAAAAUUUUCUUAACAUUGUAAGUGUUACGGAAACACCUAAAGGUUGUCUAGAGUUUCGUUCGCUAGUGGACGUAGAAUCUUCUGAGGCACCUUUCAGGACAAUAUCGACAGCUCAUAUAAGUACCUUGCCUUACCUUAUUUACUGCAGUAACUCGCGUUUAACCCUAAUCCAAUGUAGGUGCCACCUAUUUGACUGCACUAGAAGAGUGUGAAACAGAAGUUGGAAUUAUUUGGUGGACUUUGAGGUGUAAAUUGUAACAUAUCGGCUGACUUUAAAGCAUGUUUGAGCUCAUUUCAUGUAAUUCUGACUGUGGUUUUCUAUUUUGUAGGUUUGGUGGACAAAAUUCUGUCAGCUCAUUUCUGGAUUCCAUUAAGCCGACUGACUUACUGUGCCUACCUGGUUCAUCCUAUCGUCCUGACCACAUAUCUCGGUUCUCUGGAGACUAAUCACGAUUACUCUGAUGUCCUCAUUGUAAGUAACAAUUCUGAUGUCUUGAGUAAAACCUUCUACUCGAACUAAACAUUAAACCUUGACUUGGAUCCCUAUUCGACAAAAACUCCCAAAGUUCUUUAGUAAAAUUCUGAAAAAUAUACAGCUCUUUGUGAAAGAACUGCAAAAGAGGUUUCAUUUAAAUGGUCAUACCCACAGACUCAAAGUUAGAACCACAUACUAAAAAUAUAGUACCAUGUCAAAAUACAACAACAACAACAACGAUAAUUAACAAUUACUGGACGAGGUUAAGCAAAAUAUCGAGAUUUGUCAGUGGCGAGCAGAUCAAUUAUUUACCGAAGACGAAGGCUGAGGCAAAUAAUCGAUCCGCGAGACACUGACAAAUCACGAUAUUUUGCGAUAACCGAGUUCAAUAAUUGUUUUAUCAUUCGAUCACCACGUUUGUUUUGUAAUGAAUAUCUUCGCGAAUCGGGAAGCGAAGCAAUCUGCCAUUAAUUUUUUCACGCAGGAGCGAUCGCAAGAAGGAGAAAAACGUGGUUUCGUUUACGUAUGACCGGAGUAUUAUCUGCAGCCAAACACAGCUGGACGACAUUGCGCAUGAGUAGACCAUUAUUUGUAGGCAGUUAUUUGCAGGUCACUUGGUGGACUUUCGGCCAAUGAAAAGAAGAAAAAAUUUGCAUCGAAUGAUAAUAAUCUUUAUUUUUCUUUAACUCAAGUUUCGGGAGGGGAACCCCGGGAAUGAGGCUGUAUACAACAGUGAUUUUGGAGGCUUUAUUUAUGUUCUAUUUACUGAGGAAUUAUUUGUGUUUCUCCUUUUUCUUCCACAGUCGUUCUUCUUUACUGGUUCGGUAGUCCUUUCAUAUGCUGCAGCCUUCAUUGUAUCAGUGUGUGUCGAGUUUCCCAUGAUGCAACUGGAGAAACUGAUUUUUAAAACCCAACGCUGA